AAGUUUCGUAGAAAUGGUGACUUGAGGUUAUGUUUGUAUUUACAGUUGAAUCAGUUGUUUUAUUGUCGAAUCGCAGGAGAUUUUUAAUUACGAUGAAGUAGAAACGAAAUAAUGCGAUGCAUUUAAUUGGUUUUGUAAUAAAAAUUUGUUGGAAAGAUUAAAAUAAAUAUUGUAAAGACAAUUACGCUUAGCUAACCUAUUUCUGUCAAGCAAGUAUUUCUCGUAAACAUUUUCAACGAUAUUUGAAUAUCUUAUCAUCUCGAUUAUUAUUGCAUUUUAUAAAUACAUUUCAGACUAUUAGUGGUAAGAAUGUUUAAUUUAUGAAAUACCUUCAUAUCUAUUCAUUAGGCGAAACGUACGAAGAAGGUUGGAAUCACUGGUAAAUAUGGUACCCGAUAUGGUGCCUCCCUCAGGAAGAUGGUCAAAAAGAUGGAAAUUACGCAGCAUAGCAAAUAUACCUGCACGUUCUGUGGCAAAGAUGCUAUGAAACGAAGCGUUGUAGGUAUCUGGUCCUGCAAACGCUGCAAAAGAACUGUUGCUGGAGGUGCAUGGGUGUAUUCGACAACAGCUGCUGCCUCUGUUAGAUCUGCAGUGAGGAGGUUACGUGAAGUUAAAGAACAGUAAUUAAAUGUAAUAAAUAAUAGUUCAUAAUAAUAUUUUGUCUGUUUUAUUCUGUCCUUUGAUUUUAGUACUAAUUAAUUAUACUAGAAUUUUUCUGGUAAAGGAAUAACAUUAAGAAACAAGAGAUUAUUUUCUGAUAGAUUUAAUAGAUUUGUGACAAUUUAACAUAUGAUACAUAAGACUUAAAUGUUUUGAAGCAAUAUUUAAUAAUAUGGAGGAUAAAACUUUUCUUAUCAUUAAAAAGAAUAUUUAGAAAUUACUUUGGAGGCGCAUCAAAAUCAUGAUUUACUCAUAUUUGGUUUCAUUAUUCGAAUAAUGUAUCUUGUAAAUUUUUUUUUGUUUAUUUAAUAAGAACUUUUCAUAAAAAGGGGGUAUAUUUUAGUGUGACUAAAUUAACUAAUACUUAAAGUAUGGAAUGUUUUAGAAAGCAUAUUAAAUUACUAGUUACUGAAAUUAAAUAUUAUGCACAUAUAUAUUAUUUAAACUUAAUGAAACAUACAUAGAGUACUUUAUUGUCUUUGAAACUAUGUUCAUUUUAAUAUUUAACUUUAUUAUGAAUUAUAGAAAAAG
Messenger RNA from Heterotrigona itama, 1191 nucleotides. Lineage: Eukaryota; Metazoa; Arthropoda; Insecta; Hymenoptera; Apidae. The record is from the annotation of a GenBank genome assembly.